Fusarium vanettenii 77-13-4 is the source of this 2079-nucleotide messenger RNA. RefSeq lists its product as uncharacterized. The record is from RefSeq and is a predicted model, not a curated record. The transcript has 9 exons. Bases 1 to 2079 code for a protein of 692 amino acids. Lineage: Eukaryota; Fungi; Ascomycota; Sordariomycetes; Hypocreales; Nectriaceae.
AUGACACCAAUUCGAAGAGCCGUCGCUCUCUCGACUGUGUCUAGGCUUUCGAGUCUCUCGGGACAGCGCCUCGUCGUCCGAUCUCAGUCUCUCUCUGCUGCUGUCUCUCAAUUCCACGCCUACUCGACGUCUCGUCCUCUCCGACAACAGGCAUUCCACUCGCAGCUUGAGAAUGCGCCCAACGCCGCCGACCUCCUCAAUUCCCUCGAUGCCGCCUCCGCAACAGCUCCCUCGACUCCUCAGACCCUCACCGAGAAGAUUGUACAGCGGUACUCGGUUGGCCUUGCCCCUGGCAAGAAGGUCAAAUCUGGGGAUUAUGUGACUUUGCAGCCUGCGCAGUGCAUGACACAUGACAAUAGUUGGCCGGUCGCUUUAAAAAUGAUGUCUAUCGGCGCCACCCAAAUCAAGAAUCCGUCACAAAUCACACUUGACCACGACACUCAGAACAAGACUGAGGCCAACCUGCGCAAAUAUAAAAACAUCCAAGAGUUCGCUGAGAAGCAUGGCACCGCAUUCUACCCAGCAGGGCGAGGCAUAGGCCACCAAAUCAUGAUCGAGGAAGGAUAUGCUUGGCCAGGAAGCCUUGCUGUGGCAUCUGAUAGUCACUCGAAUAUCUAUGGUGGAAUUGGGUGUCUUGGAACCCCUGUCGUUAGAACAGACGCUGCCGCUAUCUGGUCAACGGAACGUACCUGGUGGCAGAUUCCCCCGAUCGCCAAGAUCACGCUCACCGGACUGUUGCCCCCUGGAGUUACAGGAAAGGACGUCAUUGUUGCCCUCUGCGGUCUCUUCAACAAGGAUGAGGUUCUGAACCAUGCCAUCGAGUUCGCCGGAUCAGAUCAAACAAUGCACAGCAUUCCCAUCGACGACCGUCUCACAAUAUCAAACAUGACGACAGAAUACGGUCAAGGCUUAGUAAGUCAAGAUGGCCCGUGUCUUGUGUCAUGUACUAACUCCCGGGCCUCUGAUUUGGCUGCCGCCGCUCGCGUCUUCCGGGAGGCCGCCAAGGAGGGCAAAUCGGCCAAGGUUGCGCCCGGUGUCAAGUUUUACGUCGCUGCAGCAUCCAUCUUGGAGCAGAAGAUUGCAGAGGAGGCCGGCGAUUGGGACGUUCUUCGCGAGGCCGGUGCUGAGUUCUUGCCCAGCGGCUGUGGCCCGUGUAUCGGACUCGGGACAGGCCUUCUUGAAGAAGGCGAGGUUGGCAUAAGCGCAUCCAACCGAAACUUCAAGGGACGCAUGGGCUCGCCGCUUGCAAAGGCAUACCUCGCCAGCCCAGAGAUCGUUGCUGCCAGUGCCAUUCAGGGCAAGAUUGCUGGGCCCGGCUGGUACCAGAAGCCCGAGGGCGUCGAGAAGGUCAUCAUCGGAGAGGGCAGCGGAGAUCAUGUGGCAGACAAGGCCCUAUCCAUUGAAGACGCUCUCGACAAGAUCAUUGCAGAGGCUGAGAGUAUGAUUGCUGUUGCUGAAAAGGACGGCUCCGGAGCAGAGGCCGAGACCGCUGCUCCUGCUUCUGAGGCUGAGGGGGAGGGGGAAGAGACACUCACAGACAUCAUCCCUGGCUUUCCUGAGAAGAUCGAGGGUGAGAUUGUGUUUUGCGACGCCGACAACAUCAACCGAUGGCAUCUAUCCGGGGAGCAGAUGAGCGAGGUGUGCAUGGAGAACUACGACCCCGAGUUCCGCAACACAGCCCGCGCAGGUGACAUCCUCGUCGCCGGCUUCAACUUUGGUUGUGGCUCAUCCCGAGAGCAGGCCGCGACCGCGAUUCUGGCCAAGGAGAUCCCGUUGGUUGUCUCAGGAAGUUUUGGCAACAUCUUCAGCCGCAACAGCAUCAAUAACGCCCUCCUGGGUGUUGAGGUGCCACGCCUCGUAGAGCGCCUCCGCGAGACCUACAAGAACGACGCCGAGAAGCCCCUCACGCGCCGCACCGGGUGGAAGCUCCUCUGGGAUCUCCGCCGCAGCAAGGUGGUUGUCACCGAGAAGAACGGCGAGACGUGGAGCCAGAAGGUUGGUGAGAUGCCUCCCAACGUCCAGGAGAUCAUUGCUCGCGGUGGCCUCGAGAAGUGGGUCAAGGCCGAGAUUGAAAAGUAG